ACUGCGUUGGGCACUGCGUUGGGCACGUGGGUGCGGGGUGCAGGGCGUGCGGGGCCAGAGCACGCUCGAAGGGCCGCGAGAUUUGAGCGGGUGCGCGAGACCCGAGGGGGCUCAAGGAGGCGCGAGAUACGUGGGAGCGCUCAAAACCCAAAGGGUCAUGAGGGAUUUAAGGGGUCGCGAGAUUUGAGGGGACGCGCGAGACUCGAGAGGUUGAAAGAGUAGUAGGGGCGCAGGAGACCCGAGGGGUGCGAGAUUUGCGGGGGCGCGCGAGACUCGAGGGUGCGAGAUUUGAGGGGGCGCGCGAGAUCCUAGAGUGACUAGAGGGUCGCGAGACCUCCCCGACGGUCGAGACUUGGGUGUGCAAGGUUGCAUAUGUGAGUGCAUGGAGUCACAGUUUGUGUAGCUUCCUCCAUCCUCCCAGGAAGUUUCCCAGGUUGGCGCUGUACGUGUAUGAGUACCUGCUGCACGUUGGUGCCCAGAAGUCAGCCCAGACCUUCCUGUCUGAGAUCCGAUGGGAGAAGAACAUUACGCUGGGGGAGCCCCCAGGCUUCCUGCAUUCCUGGUGGUGCGUGUUCUGGGACUUAUACUGUGCAGCGCCCGACCGCAGAGAGGCAUGCGAGCACUCGAGUGAAGCCAAGGCCUUCCAGGACUAUAGCACUACAGCAGCCCCCAGCCCGGUGAUGGGGGGCAUGGCCGCCAGUGAUGCAAUGGCAUCGGGCCCCAUGGCACCCGGCUUCUUCCAGGGACCCCCAGGCUCCCAGCCUCCCCCCCACAACCCCAACGCCCCCAUGAUGGGGCCUCAUGUGCAGCCCUUCAUGUCACCGCGGUUCCCAGGGGGCCCCCGGCCCACCCUGCGGAUGCCGAGUCAGCCUCCCGUGGGCCUCCCCGGCUCCCAGCCCCUCCUCCCUGGCGCCAUGGACCCCUCCCCGCGUGCUCAGGGGCAUUCGAGCAUGGGCCCGAUGCAGAGGGUGACACCUCCUCGAGGCAUGACCAGCGUGGGGCCCCAGAGCUACGGAGGUGGCAUGCGGCCCCCACCUAACUCUCUUGCUGGCCCGGGUUUGCCCACCAUGAACAUGGGACCUGGAGUGCGCGGCCCAUGGGCCAGCCCCAGCAGCAACUCGAUCCCCUACUCCUCCUCCUCUCCUGGCAGCUACACGGGACCCCCAGGAGGAGGUGGGCCCCCUGGAACACCCAUCAUGCCAAGUCCUGGAGACUCCACCAACUCCAGUGAGAACAUGUACACCAUCAUGAACCCCAUCGGGCCGGCCGCUGGCAGGGCUAAUUUCCCGCUUGGCCCUGGUCCGGAGGGCCCCAUGGCCGCCAUGAGUGCGAUGGAGCCCCACCACGUCAACGGAUCCCUGGGCUCGGGCGAUCUGGACGGGUUGCCGAAGAGCUCCCCCGGCGCUGUGGCCGGCCUGAGCAACACCCCGGGCACCCCGCGGGACGACGGUGAGAUGGCGGCCGCCGGGACCUUCCUGCACCCGUUCCCGAGCGAAAGCGUAAGCGACUGCGUCGACUCCCCCCCGCGGCGGCGUCGGGCCGGAGGGGCCUGGCGGGCAGACCCCGGCGGGGCGGCCGGGGGGCCAGAGCAAGACCGUGACCGCGGCGGGCCAGGUGGGGGGCGGCCGCGGCAUCCUUCCCUUCCCUUCCCUCCCCUCCCCCCUCCCCUUCCCCACUCCCCAGGCCUGCCCUAUCUCACCGCCCCGCCCCGCCCCCUCCCACCCCCUCCCACCCCCACCCUGGGAGCCCAAGGCGACCCGCCCUUGCAUCGCCCUCUGACCUCUUCCUCCCCACGUUUACACCGCCCUGUUCCCCAUUCCCCCCGGGGGGUGGGGGCGGGUCCCAGCCUAGGCCGGAACUGAGCCGGCCCCGCGCGCCAUCCCCUCGUCUUUCCGCAGUACUCCCCCGGGAUGACCAUGAGCGUGUGAUGGGGCCGCAGCCCCUUGCCCACUGCCGGCCUCGGCUUCUGCCCGGCGCCCCUCCCUGGGGCCAAGGUCCAGGGGCUCGGGUGGUCUGCAGGGUGAGGGUCUGAGGUCACACC
This is a messenger RNA of Sus scrofa (pig), 2041 nucleotides long. The record is from RefSeq and is a predicted model, not a curated record. Lineage: Eukaryota; Metazoa; Chordata; Mammalia; Artiodactyla; Suidae.